AUGUCGAAACGAUCAUCACCAGGAUCUGAUGAUGAUUCGUCAGAAGUGGGCUCCGAAGAACCAGUCAAGAAACAAAGGCUUGUUGAAUUUGAGCCUGUUCGGAUAUCUUCAGUUAGCGCCACCAGUGAAAUCGAUGCCAAAGUUCUAGCUGUACAGCAUUACAAAUUAUCUGAACGCUUUCAAUAUAAGGAGCGUCAAAUAGCUCAAUUACAAAAACGGGUGGAACAGAUGGAAAGUCGGCAAGCGCAAGAUGAUGCUAUGUUGUGUAUUAUUAAUCGUUUUUGGAAUCGAGUACAAUAUUUCCAAUAUUUUCGAAUUGACUUAGAGUUUCAAAAUUUCGAUGAAGACGUUCGAAUUUUAUUGCAGCGUUUUGAUGCAGAAACGGCAUUAGAGGGAGAGAUAGAAAAAGAAUGUGAAGGCACCAGAAAUUUUUUGGCUAAUUUAUCUCAUUGGGAAAAUGAAGAGAUGGAAGGAAAAUUGAAGCAGAGAGUAGAAUUCAGUCGGCGAGCCAUCACUAAAUUAAUUCAAGUUUUCGAUCACAUCACCCAAAGAAAUGAAAAAAUUGCGGAGUUGAUCGCUUCCUGUUCAUCAGCCACAAAUGAAGAUGAGAAAAAGGUUUGUGGAAUGUUAGCAGUUAAUGGAUGUAUAACAAAGUGGAAUAAAGAACUUUCUGAUGAAAAUUCGAAACUUCAAAAAAUAGUUACCAAACUUCAAGCAGAAAAUAGCAGUCUUUCAUCAAAGGUUUCUGCAUUGGAAGAUGAACUCGCACUGAUGGAAACUCGUACGGAGGAAAUAAGUAAUUCAUUAGAAGAAGUAAAAUAUGAAUUAGAUAAAUCUUUACGACGGGAGUGUAGACUGGAUUAUCGUCUUUCUGAGUUCACUAUUAGUAUUUUUGUAAUUCCUUUGCAGUAUGUAAGAAAAGCGCAAGAAAUUGAAUUAAAUGGUUUAAAGGCUAUAAAUUGCACUAUUCCUGCAAAUACAACAGGCACCACAAAUAUCAGCAAAGUUAAAUUGGAAGAGUUACAACAAGAUCUUGAAACACAGACGGAGCUUGCUGCGUCACGAUUACAGGAACUACAAGAAAUGCAUGAGAAGAAUAAAAAUCUCAUGGGGGAGCUUGAGAGCCUAAGACUAAAUGUGAACCAUGUUCCACCAGAUGUUGUCAGAGAUUCUGCUGAAUAUAUUUCGCUGCAAACACAGUUCUCUGUUCUCUAUGUCGAAGCUAGUCAGAUGAGACAGCAACUUGAUGCAGCCAGAACUCAGAUUGCUGCCUUGCGAGCUGCGCAUGCUAAUCAAAUUGAAGUGAUGGAGAGUGAAGAAUGUCAAGCUAGAGAGCAAAUGCAAGAUACUAUGAAUAGGCAUGAAGAAGAAUUAUAUCAGGUUCGAAACGAAUAUGAAAUGCUUCGGUUGGAAUUUGAACAAAAUCUUUCUGCAAAUGAACAGUCAGAACUUCUUGGUUUAGCUUUAUCAGUCAUAUGGCUAUCCGGUGCUAACAAAAGGUGCUAUGGUGCAGUUAUGGGCAGUACAAAGUACAAUAGAAUUCCUCAGGAACUUAUGUCGAGUUACUUGCUCUGUGAUCUAGCAUUUUGUGUUCGAGCAUCACUACUUUGUGAACAAGUGCAGAUUUUUCCUGGACCAACUCAUCUGUUUGCUUUAUUUUUCUGUCUAUUUUUUUCAGGUCCUUUAAAUAAAGAAAUUCGUCUGAUGCUUGCAUCUGCUAAAGCUGAAAUCCAGCAACUUAAGCAAGAAGCUAAUCGGUUCAAAAGAAAGUGGAAGGAAGCUGUAUCUUCUCUUGCCAAGUGCAACAAGGAAUUAGAUACCGAACGGCGUUACCGUGAAAGGUGUUUGCUGAUCGAAGUUGAUGAUGAAAGCGAUUCAGUUGCUUCUCCUGAUCCAGAAAAAAAUUCUUCCUCCACUACUGAUAUUUUAUCCGAUGGUACCACUAUCGAUGCACUAGGCGCUAACGAAUUUAAUGAUGCAGAUGAUGAUAACUCUUCACAUUCGAGCAAAAUAAUUCAGAAACUCAAAAAAAAGAUAUUGGAAUUACAGUCAAGGUUAGAUUCGAUGAAUUCAUUAACCAGCGACCAACGAGAGCGUGUGGAGAUAUUAUCGAGAGAGCGAUUACUCAAAAAUGAAAAUGAUAAAUUACAAACUCACCUUCGAAAGCUUGUCAAAGCCGACCGUCGAGAAAAAAUGAAAUAUUAUAGCGAAGAAGCGCAGAGGAAGAUCAGGAGUCUUGAAGAACUUAACGAGCGAUUGCGCAAAGAAGCCCAUUCGGCAAAACAGGAAGAAGAAGGAUUGAUGAAUGAUGUUGAAACAACAGGACAGGCGUUUGAGGAAAUGCAAGAGCAAAACACUAGGCUACUUCAACAACUUAAAGAAAAAGAUGAUGCAAAUUUGAAAUUGAUGGCUGAGCGAAUUAGAGCAAAUCAAUAUCAGAAGAAAAUGAGUGAGGAACGGGAAAGAACCGAAGAACGAUUAAGCAGCAUACAAAAUCAGUUAGAGGCCCAACAGCUCAUGAUUGGUAGAUUGGAAGAGAAAGAGAAAUUGUUAACGCAAAAAAAUACUCAUAUUGAACAUCAGCUACGGUUAAUGGAACAAGUGGCUGAAAUGCAUAAACGUAAAGCGGUCGAAUGCGCUCAAACUUCUGCCGAUUAUAAAGCUCAAUUAGAAAAAUGCAGUGGCCAACUCAACGAUGCACAACAGGCGUUAAUCACUAAAACUACUCAACAAGAGGCUGAUAUAUACAAAAUACGUCGAUUAGAAGAAGAUAAGAAUUUGUAUAGAAAGAAAUUAGAACGUGCUAAGAAAAUUGAAAAGAUGGGUACUAUGGAUGAAGUAUUGUCAGAAGAAAUUCGAGAACUUAAGGAUCUUCUUACUUGUCCCUCAUGCAAGGUGCGAAGGAAGGAUGCUGUUUUAACGAAAUGCUUCCACGUAUUCUGUAUGGAAUGCAUGAAAACGCGUUACGAGACGCGAAGAAGAAAAUGUCCAAAGUGUAACGCUGGUUUCGGUGCAAAUGAUUAUCGAAGGAUGUAUUUCACAUAG
Molecule: messenger RNA, 3045 nt
Organism: Dracunculus medinensis (Guinea worm)
Lineage: Eukaryota; Metazoa; Nematoda; Chromadorea; Rhabditida; Dracunculidae
Source: the annotation of a GenBank genome assembly